Molecule: messenger RNA, 912 nt
Organism: Cladocopium goreaui
Lineage: Eukaryota; Dinophyceae; Suessiales; Symbiodiniaceae
Source: the annotation of a GenBank genome assembly
AUGGCUGGACCAAAGUUGGGAAACAUUUUGAGACAUGCCAAUGUUGGAAAGCAUUUGGAAGCAUUGCAAUUGUGGAACGACCCAGCUGCAUGCCGGAAGGAGAAGGAUUUAGCUUGCCAAGGCCAAGGCCGUCAGGAUUUAAGGCCUUAUGCCCUCUCAUACAGCCACAUCCUUUUCCAGCGGACCCUUAUUCAAACUGGAGGUAGCUUCAGUGACUUUGAGCGCUGGGCUGCGACUGCCAGACUAGCAGGCCUGGAGGAUUUCAACUCCAUGACUAGUCGAGAGGUUGCAAGCAACUUGACUUCUGUCAUGUCAGAGGUUGAGGCAGACAUCACUUCGAAGCUAGCUUCGGCCUGUGCGUCCUUGGGCUUGAUCAUAGACGGCCGGCAGCAAGUUCUAGGGAUAUGCCUGCGCGGUGUUCUCUGGGCUUGGCCGCGCGGUAGUUGCAGAGCAAUCGCUGAUAUGAGCUGGGUAAUCGUGCUGCUCCACAUGCUCUUGCAAAGAUUGUGGCCCUUCAACGUCUUCAGGCUGCACGGAGCUGCUACUGCCCGGCUGCCACUGAUGUCGGAGGCAGUUGCGGACGCAUCUGUUUCACAACCAGAAGAGCCCCCCUCACCACCGGACGCAGGACUAGGCGUGUGGGUGCCAGUCUCGGAGGAAGCUGGAGAAACAGAAGCUCUCCGAGGACAACAGGAGGAGCUGGAUCUCGAGCUGCAAGAGCUUUUUGAGCUAGAAUGGGAGGAGGAGGACGACGACGACUUCUGGCCAACACUGCCUUCGCAGGAGCCAAUUUCACAAUCCGAACUGGUGCCCUCCGCAGACUCUAUCUCUGACUUUUCACUGCCAAGCUCUUGCUCUGAAAAUUCUGGCGGCUGGGAGCCUGAAUCUGAUGCAGCAGCGCUGUCUGUCUGA